CAGAACCAAGAACACCCAAGCAUGGCCAUGAUCCAUCCCAGGAGACUUGCUCAGUUGGUGAGGAAGUGGCAAAAGGUCAAGCACCCCUCCAGUGAUGACAAAGCAUGCUGCACAACAUCACCGAUCGCAGACAAAGGGCACUGCGCCAUGUACACAGCCGAUGGAAGGCGGUUCGAGGUCCCCUUGACGUACCUCGACACGACGCUCUUCGGCGAGCUGCUAAGGAUGUCCCAGGAGGAGUUUGGGUUUGCAUGUGACGGCAGGAUCACACUGCCCUUCGAUGUGGCAGUGAUGGAGUAUGCCAUGUGCUUGCUCAGAAGAAAUGCAUCGGAGGAAGUAGAGAGCGCGUUCCUGAGCUCUGUAGUGACGCCUUGCCAAUAUACAAGCUGUACGGCGCCACCUGCAUCGCUGCACCAGCAGCUUGCAGUUUGUAGCUCCUGAAUAUAUUCAGAUUUUCCCCCUCAUUGUU
Molecule: messenger RNA, 469 nt
Organism: Aegilops tauschii subsp. strangulata
Lineage: Eukaryota; Viridiplantae; Streptophyta; Magnoliopsida; Poales; Poaceae
Source: RefSeq, a predicted model, not a curated record